Cylicocyclus nassatus is the source of this 877-nucleotide messenger RNA. NCBI's taxonomy places the organism in Eukaryota, Metazoa, Nematoda, Chromadorea, Rhabditida, Strongylidae. The record is from the annotation of a GenBank genome assembly.
AGGAAUGGCAUCGGCUGAAGAUGUGCAAAAGAAACUGGCACAAUUUCAAGAAAAUGUCAACAAAAAGGCACUUAUAGAUUGGGUUAGGAUUACAGGCUUACCCAACCCACGCAGGAGGAAACUCGACAGACUAUUAGAGGACUUUACAAGUGAUAUAUUGAAGUAUACCCAUGGUUCGCCUUUUAGUUGGCCUGUCCCUGCUGGAAAUCAAGGUGGCUUAUUGGCUAUACGUGCGCGCAUAACAUAUGACUUCUGGAAAUUUUUUAUGCAAGACGGCCGGAAAAACCUCUACGAAUACAACAACACUAACGGGACUGAUAUCAAGAUUUCGAGAGAAAAAACCAUUACUUUGGAAGACCAAGAACGUUUAGGGCUAUACAUACGCAAAAGGAUCAAGGACGAAUACAGGCGCAUCAACAAAAAAUGUAUAGAAGUUACUUUGAAAAAAAGUUUGCUCAAGAUUGGUGAUAACCAGCCCGUCAAACCUGCCAUUGCAGCAAUAUUGUUGGAUAUCGACAUCGAUCAAUGGUCAGGAUUACCAUUGGAUCAACUUUUAUCUGAAAAAGAAAAAGAAUCUUUACAGAAGGGUGAAAUUAAGAGAGGAUCGUUAGUGCUGCCUGAUAUUCAAUUGAAAAAAUGUGUGCAUACUAAUCAAGAAUUGUCAGUGGAACAUUCUGAAGAAAAGGAGAAUGACGAGCAGGAUCGUCCGUCUACAUCAAAAAAACGCACUUCGGAUCAUGACGAAGAUGAACCCGUUCAGAAAAAGCGAUUGGUGCAGUAAGAAACCAGAAACUGCAAACAAAAUGACGUUUUAUCCUAUUAGAAGAACAUUUUAAUGAGUUUUAUCGAAGCAUGUAAUAAAAUAAAUCAUGAUGAG